UAGGUGACGGGAUUGGUGCUGUUCUCUUUCUGGAGAGAAAGACAUCCUUGGUCAUCUAAAGCAUUGCACUCUCUUCCUGAGAGAGGCAAUGGCCACAGCAGGGAACGACUCCUUCAUUGCCGAGGGAAUGACUCCGCCACAAAGGAUCCUCUUUCCCCCCGAGAAGAUUUGCAUGGUCUGGCAGCAAAGACAGAGUGCUGGAGCAGGACUCCUCAAUGUGGGCAACACGUGCUUCCUUAAUGCUGUCCUGCAAUGCCUGACAUACACCCCGCCGCUGGCCAACUAUCUGCUCUCCCGGGAGCACAGCCAGGCCUGUCGCCAACAAGGCUUCUGCAUGAUGUGCAUCAUGGAAGCGCAUGUUAACAAGGUCCUGCGUUCAGUCAGUGCCAUCCUGCCUUGGGCUGUUCUCAGGGGUUUCAGAUUCAUAGGAGAACAUUUUCAGCUUGGCAGGGAGGAAGAUGCCCAUGACUUCUUAUGCUGUACUGUCAAUGCCAUGCAGAGAGCUUGUCUGAGUGCAAGCAACGACUUGGACAUAUCAUCUCAAUCUACUACCAUUGUCCAUCAAAUAUUUGGAGGCUUUCUGAGAUCCAGAGUCAUCUGCUUCAGCUGCAAAGCCAUUUCUGAUUCCUAUGAGGCCUUCCUGGAUGUCCCCUUGGAUAUCAAAGCAGCCUCAUCCCUCACUGCAGCUCUGGAGGACUUUGUAACACCGGAGCACCUGGAUGGGGAAAACUGCUUUAAAUGUAGCAAGUGUGAGAAGAAUGUUGCCGCCACUAAGAGGUUCACUGUCCACUGUGCACCCAAGGUUCUCACUGUGUGUCUGAAGAGGUUUGACUGCUUCACUGGUGGCAAGAUCAGCAAGGUUGUAGGGUAUCCGGAGUACUUGGAUCUUCGCCCAUACAUGUCUCAGGCAGAUGGAGAAGCACUCCUCUACUCCUUAUAUGCUGUCCUGGUGCACAGUGGUGUCAGCUGUCAUGGAGGACACUAUUUCUGCUACACAAAGGCCAGCAAUGGAUUGUGGUACCGGAUGGACGAUGAAUCUGUGCAGCUGUGUUCCAUUGACACAGUUCUCAGGCAGCAAGCCUACCUGCUGUUCUAUGCCAGAUGCUCUGAUCUGAGAAUUGGAGAAAGGCCUUCUUCCUCACUGGCACCAUCACAUGCCCCUUCCUUCCUCAGUCAGUGUGUGGCCAGCAGCAAGCAGGCGGGCUCUGUUGGACCACAGGCUCUGACUGUCCCAGCCCGGCUCGGCUUGGCAGGGACUCCAAGCCCCUCCCGUGCCAGCCCUGCCCCAGCAGGGCCAUGUGGCAGCAGCCGAUGCGGCUGCAAGGCCGGUCCCCCCCGGGCGGGAGCAGUGGCGGGCCCGGGGCAGCCAAAGGGGUCGGAGCGAGAGGAGCCGGGACGAGGCAGCGCUGCUGCGGCAGCGGCUCCUUCCGAGCCCGCCGGGGCUGGGCGGGAAGGAGGAGCCCGCGGGCAGCCGCUCCCUGCGCGGGCCCUGCGGAGGGGACAGGGCGGGACGAACCCGCCGGACCCCCCUCCCGGCCCCUCCAGCCGCGCCGGGGCCGCGCCCGAGCUCCGCCACCGCCUCCCCGAGUGCCCGCCCGGCUUGGCCCAGAAUCCCAGCUCCCUGUGCUGA
This is a messenger RNA of Pseudopipra pipra, 1630 nucleotides long. Its product is annotated as ubiquitin carboxyl-terminal hydrolase 42-like. The record is from RefSeq and is a predicted model, not a curated record. Gene Ontology annotation, cellular component: nucleus; cytosol. The transcript is spliced from 12 exons. Gene Ontology annotation, molecular function: cysteine-type deubiquitinase activity. NCBI's taxonomy places the organism in Eukaryota, Metazoa, Chordata, Aves, Passeriformes, Pipridae. Gene Ontology annotation, biological process: regulation of apoptotic process; protein deubiquitination. The coding region runs from base 89 to 1630 and encodes 513 amino acids.